This is a messenger RNA of Diospyros lotus (date-plum), 583 nucleotides long. RefSeq names its product mini zinc finger protein 2-like. Lineage: Eukaryota; Viridiplantae; Streptophyta; Magnoliopsida; Ericales; Ebenaceae. Gene Ontology annotation, molecular function: DNA-binding transcription factor activity; transcription cis-regulatory region binding. The record is from RefSeq and is a predicted model, not a curated record. The coding region runs from base 78 to 362 and encodes 94 amino acids. The transcript has a single exon. Gene Ontology annotation, biological process: regulation of developmental process; regulation of DNA-templated transcription. Gene Ontology annotation, cellular component: nucleus.
CUGGAUUAGUACAUCGAUCUUUUUUCAAUCCCCAGGAGCCAAUAAUCUCCACAGCAAUUGGAGAAGGAGAAGAAGAGAUGAGGAAGCGUCAAGUGGUACUGAAGAGAGCCGAACCAGCUCCGCGAAACUCCAGUACUGCGUCAUCUCUAAACCUUAGGAGCACUGUGCGAUAUGGAGAAUGCCAGAGGAACCACGCUGCCGGCAUCGGAGGCUACGCCGUCGACGGAUGCCGGGAAUUCAUGGCCAGUGGGGAGGAGGGGACAACCGCUGCACUUACCUGCGCCGCCUGUGGCUGCCAUCGGAGCUUCCACAGAAGAAUAACGGAUCAGGCUACCUCCGAGUCUUCUUCAAGUGGGACGUAGAACAGGCCAAAAUGAUUCUCAAUAUUCGUUCUACUUUAAAUUUGAAUCCUUUGGCAUGACCAUAUAAGUACUAUAUGCCUGCAGUUGUCUUGUUCUAUCAUAAAGUUCCCUUUCCUUUCAUUUCACUGGCUAGGUGAUCAUUAGAUGAUGUCUAAAAAUGGCCUUGUGAUUUGGAUUUCAGAUUUCUAGUUCUAGUUGUUGCUAAUGUUGUUACUGUGUGA